Pangasianodon hypophthalmus (striped catfish) is the source of this 5708-nucleotide messenger RNA. It is a transcript of the gene c4, whose product is annotated as complement component 4. NCBI's taxonomy places the organism in Eukaryota, Metazoa, Chordata, Actinopteri, Siluriformes, Pangasiidae. Gene Ontology annotation, cellular component: extracellular region. The record is from RefSeq and is a predicted model, not a curated record. Gene Ontology annotation, molecular function: endopeptidase inhibitor activity; protein binding. The coding region runs from base 146 to 5203 and encodes 1685 amino acids. The transcript has 41 exons. Gene Ontology annotation, biological process: complement activation.
UUUGUGCAGUUUAUAAAAUGAAGCAAGAUUGGUAAAUGCCUGUUUGCUCAAAGCAGUGGACAGUUCAUAACAGACAUCUCUCUCAGUAAGGAUUCUCUAGAUGGUGUAAAGACUGAAGAGCAGGACUUUGCACCACAAAGACAGAAUGAUCUUUCCUCUAGUUUUUGUGGCUUUUGUUCAUCUUGCAGUGGAGGCACAGAAACCAAAAUGUCUAAUUACUGCCCCGAAUAUUAUUCACUUGGGAGUGGAGGAGACAGUGAGUGUGCAACUGCAUGGAGCCACUAAAAGUGCCAGUGUAACUCUAUAUUUCAAAGAUGCUUUAGGAUCCACAACGUUAUGUGAACCAAGAACCGUGACCUUAAAUGAUGAUAAUCAAUAUCAAGCCGUGGUGACACUUAAGGUGGAUCCAGUUAAGUUUCGCAGUCUCAAACAACAGAAUGAUCCAUAUGUCCUUCUUGUUGCUGAGGGAGGAGAUGUUUUUGAACGUAAAAAAAUGGUCCAUAUCCUUUUGUCAACUAGAAGGGGUUAUAUUUUCAUCCAAACAGACAAGACAAUCUAUAAUCCAGGAGAACAUGUGAAAUAUAGAAUCUUCACUCUAGAUAACUACUUGCUCCCUAUAAACGAUUUAGUCAAUGUCCAGAUAUUUAACUCCAAAGGCCUGCUGGUCUACACUCAUAUUCUGAGUUCUGAACAAAUCCUGCAGAAGACUGUCACUAUUCCAGAUGUGGAAUUGGCAGGCCACUGGAAAAUCACAGCCUUCUUUCAUAACUACCCAAAGUCUAACACUUCAGUGGAGUUUGAGGUUCGAGAGUAUGUUCUGCCCUCGUUUGAGGUAAAGAUUGAGGCACCAAUACAUUACCUCUCCCUGAACAAUGACAAUUUUCACUUUAGUAUCUCAGCCAGAUACACUUAUGGGAAGAGUGUCAGUGGGGUAGCAUACGUGCGAUUUGGACUGAUUGACAGUAAUGGAGAGAGGACUUAUCUUCCUGGCACAGAAAAACAAAUUUCAGUUGAGGACGGCCGUGCAGACGUCAUACUCCUGACUAAAGAGAUACAGACUGCAGCAGACAAUCAGGGCCUAGAGCACAUAAUAGACAUGUACCUGUACAUCGCUGCUACUGUUCUGGAAAAAGCAAGUGGAGAUCUAGAGGAAGUAGAGAGCUCCUCGGUGAAGAUUGUGACCUCUCCGUUUGUCAUCGAUUUGUCAAGGACAAAGAAGUAUUUCUCUCCUGGAGGCAUUUUCUCUAUUCUGGGCACCACCAGCUUCCCAGACGGCUCCAGAGUCGCUCGUUUGAAAAUAAAGGCCGAUGUGACUAUAGAUGGAUUGACUCAGACUAAAGAGAGCACUGGGGACAAUAGUGGAAACAUAGCCAUCACAUUCCAAGUCCCACAGCAGGCUAAGCAAAUCUCUAUAACGGUGAAAGCGCAGGGAGGUGAUGAAGAAGUCAUCAUCAGUGAUGCUAAGAUAACGUCCACAGCAAUUAAGGAUGAAGAGGGCAGUUACCUGAGUGUGGAAGUGCAGCAUCAGGUCCUCGACCCUGGGCAAAGCCUGCAGGUCACAUUCAGGGACAUCACAAGAGCUGCUAGUCCAAGACCCUCACAUAUCUAUUACCUGGUUGUGAGUAAGGGCAGAGUGCUGAAGGCAGGCAGCGUGCAGAUGACUGAUCUGACCUCCAUAAACCUGCCUUUCUCUGUGGAUAUGGUGCCCGCGUUCCGCCUGGUGGCCUACUAUUACACACAAUCUAACAGCAUAGUGGCUGACUCCGUGUGGGUGGAUGUGAAAGAUGUGUGCAGAGGAAAGGUAGAAAUAGUUCCUUUCAGAGAACUGAAACCUGCAGAGGAUUUUGAGGUGUCAAUCAGGACUGAUUCAGACAGUAAGGUGGCACUGAGUGCAGUGGAUUCAGCUGUGUACAUCCUCAAUAAAAAGGGCAAACUGACUCCUCAAAAGAUGUUCGAGUACAUGAACUCGUAUGAUCUGGCCUGCUCUGUAGGCGGAGGAGAAAAUUCCAAGUCUGUCCUGGAAACCGCAGGACUCACGUUCAUCUGCAACUGUGCAGCAGAACCAGUUAAAGCUGCAGAGCAUAAAUGCUUCAAAGACCGUCACAGACACAAGAGAGACCUCAACACACUCGUUAACAGCUACAAGAAUGCAGACAGGAAGUGCUGUGAAGAUGGAAGGAAGAAAGGACUGAUGUUAAUGUCAUGUGAAAAGAGGAUGAAAUACACAGCGCAUCAGUCACAGAGCUGCCAGCAAGCUUUCAAAAAGUGCUGCGAGGCUGCAGUGGCUAAGAGGAAGAAGGACCAAGUGAACAGACGGAAAAUCUACUUAGGAAGAACAUCCAGCAAUAAAAUAGUGGAGGAUGACAUCGAUGAAGUCUCUGUUUACCUCCGCAGUUUCUUUCCUCAGACAUGGAUGUGGCAGAUUUUAGAUGCGGACGCCUCGGGCAACAUCAGGCAUUCUGCAGUUGCUCCUGACUCCAUAACCACAUGGGAGGUUCAAGCUGUGGCUAUGUCUCCAACAAAAGGAUUUUGCAUAGCAGACCCACAGCCACUAAAGGUCUUCCAGGACUUUUUCAUAUCCGUUAAACUGCCAUAUUCAGUGAAAAGGAACGAGCAGAUCGAGGUGAAAGCCGUUGUGUUCAACUACAAGCAACAGAGCUUACAGGUCAAGGUGAAGAUGGAGAAGGUGGCGGGGCUGUGCAGUGCAGGUGCAGGAGAUGUCAUGCAGGAGGUCACGGUGGAGCCCGAGUCUGCCAAGGCCGUAUAUUUCACCGUGGUGCCUCUGAUUAUCGGAAACAUCCCCAUCCGCAUUCUGGCUUAUGUCUCACACAACAUCCAUGAUAAGAUACAGAAAGAGCUCAAAGUGUUGGGAGAGGGUGAGCUCGUCUCCACAGAAAAGGAAUAUAACAUCGACGCAAGGACUGAGAAUAAACUGGAAUUUGACAUUCCAGCCCCUGAGGAUGAGGUCCCAGGCCAGGAAUCAACCACACACAUGAGUUUUAAAGGUGGUGUGAUGGGAGAAUCAGUGGAUAACUGUCUAAACCUGGAUGGAGUGAACGAGUUGAUCAAGCUGCCUACCGGCUGUGCAGAACAGACCAUGGUGAAGAUGUCUCCUGCCAUUCAUGCCAUGAACUAUUUGGACGCCACCAACCAGUGGCUCUCCCUGAAAGCUGAGCGCCGAGAGGAGGCUCAAACCAUGAUCCAAGCUGGUUACACCCGGGUCCUCACGUACAAGAAGGACGAUGGAUCCUACGGGGCUUUUCUGAAAACACCCAGCAGCAUUUGGCUCACUGCCUUCAUUGCUAAGGAGCUUUCAAGAUCAAGGGACAUUAUUGAUGUUACAGAUUCAUACAUUGAGGAGGCCAUAUCCUAUCUGAUAUCCAAACAGAAAGCUGAUGGAGCAUGGGACGACCCAAAUCCUCUCUAUGACAGAGGAAUGAAGGGUGGAGUUGGACAAUCUGAGGAUGACGUGCCCUUGACUGCAUAUGUCCUCAUAACCUUGAAUCAUGCUAUGCCUGUGUAUGAACUGGGGACGGACACAGAACUGAGAGUGGCUAUUGAGAAGGCGAGGUCUUAUCUCCUUGAACAUUUAGAUGCACAACAAAACCCCUACGCUGUUGCCAUUACAGCGUACGCUCUGUCUCUGAAUAAUCCUCAAAGCCCAGAUGCCAUGCGAGCUCACAGGAAGCUGAUGGACUUGGCCACGUGCAAUAACAAGCGCUGCUUCUGGGACGUCGGAGGGAAAGUAGGGGGCUUGGAUAAGAAAGCAGAUGCCAUUUCGGUGGAAGCCACAGCAUACGGUUUGCUACAGGCCGUGACCAUGCAGGACAAACGCAAAUCUCUACCAAUCGCCACCUGGCUCACUGAACAGCGCAAAUAUGGAGGAGGAUUCCAGUCUACACAGGAUACAGUCAUUGCCCUUGAGGCUCUGUCCAAGUUUAGCAUACAGAACAACGACGUGGAAGACCUGGACCUGAGAGUGGAAAUGUGCGUGAACGACAAGCGCAAGGAGAAUCUGCAUUUAAACAAGCAAACUGCACUAACUCAAACAGCAAUCGAAGUCAAAGAAUUGGGCAAAGUAGCCGUGACUGUAAGGGGACGAGGAAAAGGAACGUUAUCGAUUGUGCAGACAUAUAGAUCUCUGAAAAAGGAGGAGUCGUUCUGUGACCACUUCGAUCUCACUGUUAAAGUGGAAGGGGAACUCGCGAUCUUAUCUGAUGAAGAUGAAGAGGGGAAGUUGGACGAUUACUAUAACUAUGACGAUGAUGAGGCGAGAGAGGAACCCAUGAGCAGACAGGACUGGUUUGAUCUGCGCACCCGGAGGAAGAGACAAGUUCCAGAGGAACCAAAGAAAGAAAACACACUCUUUUAUACAGUGUGUGUGAGCAAGAAAAAGGGAAAUUCCACUGGUAUGGUCUUGGUGGACAUCUCACUCCUGACUGGACUCGCACCAAAUAUCCAAGACCUGGAAGAUAAUGUGAAGGGCACCGAGAAAUACAUCGACCAUUAUGAUGUUCACCACAACAAAGUAUUUCUUUACUUUAAUGAGAUCACUGAUGAGGAGAUGUGUGUUCGGUUCCGUACAGAGCAGAUCAUUCCUGUAGGGCUCGUCCAGCCUGCAGCGGCCGUCAUCUAUGACUACUACAAUCCAGAUAGAAAGUGUUCUGUGUUCUAUACGGCGCCGAAGGACAGUCCCUUGCUCGCCAAACUGUGUGAAGCAGAUGUAUGCACAUGUGCUGAGGGUGGCUGUCCACGGCUGAAAGUCACCUUUAGUAAGAACAUGGAGGAGAAAACAAGGUCUUUUUAUGCCUGCUAUUCACCCACUGUUGAUUAUAUUUAUACUGUCAAGAUCCUCAGCUCCAGCACUGAUGGUGUGUUUACAGCUUAUUCCACAUCAAUUACUAAAGUCCUUCAGACAGGUAAGGACUCGGCUAUCGAGAAAGGUGCAGUGCGGGAAGUGCUCCAUCGUUUAACAUGUGAUGAGUUUGAGCUGAAAGUUGAUGCAGAUUAUCUGAUCAUGGGGCAGGACGACACCAUGUUUGUGGGAAACGCUGAGAAACGCUUUAGGUACAUACUGAAUAAUAUGAUGUGGAUCGAGGAGAUGCCACCACCAACGAAGUGCAGGGCGACCAAGAGCAAGAAGGCUUGUCAGCUUCUUGAAAAAUUCAUACAGUUGCAUUCUCUAAACCAGUGCUCACUGUAGUGGACAUGAGUCAUGCACGACGGGAAGACAACAACUCAACACAGAAAGCAUUUGUAACACGACACAUAGCUCAGUAAAUUGUGUGCUUUUAUUUUCAGUGCAUAUGACCAAGAAAAAAUAGGGUUUGUGGAACAGCACGGUUAGAAUUGCAGCAGAAGUUUAAUCUUAAAUGCUCUUCUAAUGAACGACCGUGUUGCAGAUAAGCAAGACCCUUGCUUCUCUUAAAAAGGUAAUCAUGAGACUACAGCUUCUGGAAUGAACAGGAAUGAAAUGUUAGUUCUUUCAGUCAUGUGUCUUUAUAACCUAACAAUCAUUGUGCUUUUAACAUAAUGAUGUUUGGCUCACUUAUGAUUUUAAAUUUACCCAUCCUGCUUUGACUAAUGCAUAAAUGUCAUAUGUCUUGUCUUUUGGCAUUAAUCAGUAGCACUGAGGGUAGAAUAUAUCUGAGAAAUCUGAGAUUUUACUGCAAUAUAAAGUAUCACAAAUAAAGAAAUCCAAAAACUCA